Messenger RNA from Phyllotreta striolata, 1908 nucleotides. NCBI's taxonomy places the organism in Eukaryota, Metazoa, Arthropoda, Insecta, Coleoptera, Chrysomelidae. The record is from the annotation of a GenBank genome assembly.
GAAAUGAAACGUCAAAAGUUGCAGUUUUAAUGCAGAUAAAAAUAAUUCCAAUAAAUUUAUUAUUUAACCAAAGAUGAACAAAUUUCCGAAUCUCAUUAUAUAACGUCAGUAUUAUAAGACUGAAUUUUACCAUUUUAGUUCGCAAAUAAUCACCCCGUAACGAUGAUCAGCAGCACAAACUUCUCCGAAAUCGUCGACUACAAAAACUUCAGGAUCCAAGAAGUAAUGACAGAAAACGUCGAACUCCAACAACUAGUCGACGACGACGUCGACGACGAGUUCAGGAUCCGCGAUCCCCAACCGCACUGCCGCUGCCCCUACUUGGGCCUCCUCCUGGCCACCCUCAGUUCGCUGUUCUUCUCCCUGUGCUCCGUAAUCGUGAAGUGGAUGACCGACGUGCACCCCAUGGCCCUGGCCGCCUACCGCUUCCUCGGAGUCCUCCUGCCGGCCAUCCCGAUAGUGAUAUACCGAGAGGAAAAGGUGUUUCCGAAGGGGAAACGCAUCAUGCUACUCUUGAGAUCAUUCACCGGCACUGUAUCGUUGAUGUUGAGUUUCUACGCUUUCCGCCACAUGCCUCUAGCCGACGCCUCCGUCAUAGUAUUCUCCGUGCCCGUAUUCACCGGCAUAUUCGCUCGAAUGUUCCUGAAAGAACCCUGCGGCUUGUUCAACGUAUUCUCCGUGCUACUCACCCUCAUAGGAGUAGUGUUAAUAACGAGGCCGCCUUUGUUGUUCGGUAACACCGUAAACCCGCUCGGUGAAACUGGCCAGAAGACUGAAAUGUGGGGGGCCGUUGCGGCGUUUUCGGCCACCCUAUUCGGUGCUAACGCUUACGUUCUGUUGAGGGCUUUGAAAGGAAUCCACUUCGCUGUGGUAAUGACGAAUUUCGGAUCGUUCGCUUUCGUCCAGUGUCUUCUAGUUACCGUGUUGUUGGGGGCGCUGUGCCUGCCCCCUUGCGGCUUAGAUAGGUAUCUCAUCGUGGCGCUGGCUGUGUUCAGUUUUCUGGGGCAAAUCCUGCUGACGUUGGCGCUGCAAAUGGAGCAGGCCGGGCCCGUUGCCAUCGCUCGGAGCAGCGAUAUUGUAUUCGCCUUCGUGUGGCAGGUGAUGUUCUUCAACGAGGUACCUAAUAUGUUCUCCGUCGGAGGGGCCGUGUUGGUGUUGAGUUCUGUUCUGUUGAUUGCGCUCAGAAAGUGGGUUCUGGCUUUACCGUACGAUGCUGAUCUGAGGAGGAAGCUGCAUUUUUUGACUAAAUAAUUUUCGUUGAAUUAAGUCGUUCGGGUGUCAUUGCGAGGAAAAUACAGAUAAGUGCAAAUUUGUAUGCAAUUUCGUCUGUGGGUGCAACAAAGAAAACUUUCAAUAAUCGCAUAUAAAAGAAAAAGAAAGGGUGUUAUUGUAGGAUUUCUACUUUCUCACUCUAACCACUGGUAUUUUAAUAACGUUUCUUUGUUCUACUCAUACUUACUAUAUUGCAAACAAAAUUGCACUUACCCAUAUUGUAACAAAUUUACAAAUUUAUAAAUUUUUUCAUGUACCUAUUUAUGAUUCUAGUCAAGUCGUUUUAAGUUAAUUAUUUUAAUCAGUAUUAGCACAUUAUUUAAUUUUACGAAUAUUCCUUUAUUGACUGUUAUAUUUUAUCGGUGUGUUGAAUAAUUUGUAGUAAUUAGAAGCACUAGAUCAAAAAAGUUUAGUUGUAUUAUACCAAAAAUCUCAGAGAAAUGGACCAAAUAAGUGUUGUUAAAUGUUACCUAAUUUAUUUAUUUAUUUAUUUUUAAUGUACUAACUUAAAUAAUGUGAACCCUGAAUGUUUUUGCGUUCGUUAAUUCGUUAAUUUAUUUCCUCUUGUCCGUAAUUACUAUUUAAUAAUAUUGUAUUCCUAAAUAUUAUACCUAUAACCCAAAAUUUAUUAAAAAC